Messenger RNA from Physcomitrium patens, 3659 nucleotides. Its product is annotated as small ribosomal subunit protein bTHXc. The record is from RefSeq and is a predicted model, not a curated record. Gene Ontology annotation, cellular component: ribosome. NCBI's taxonomy places the organism in Eukaryota, Viridiplantae, Streptophyta, Bryopsida, Funariales, Funariaceae.
UGUUUCGUUGCCUUCAUCUUCUCAGAAUUGUUGUGCCCCUGUCUUUGCAAGCCUCUAAGGUUGAGGGGGUCUCGUUACUGAAGCUUGGAAGGCAGGAGUCAUGGCCAUGGCAUCGCUCGUCGUGGUUCCCUCUUCGUUGAGCUGCUCUUCCUCCACCUUCUUUACUGCUCUUCCCUUGCUAAGUAAUAUAGCGGCGUCCGCGUCUUCGUGUGUGUCCGUCUCGCUGCCCGCCAUUGUGUGCGGCCGGGGCGACAGGCGCACUGCAAAGGGCAAGCGCGCUCGCGGCUCAUUCGGCAACUGCCGCCCUAAGGACUCCUCCAAGGGGACUGGAUUGGCCGUCACGCCGCUGCCACCACGGACCAAGAAGGAGGUUGAGGAUACCGAGUUCAUCAACGUGGAGAUUGACGAGAGUCUCUUCAACAGGCAAUGAGGAUUUGAAUGUAUUUGGCUAUUACUGCACUAUGCUGUCCUUCGAAGUUAUUGUUAUAGCCAUUUUUGGACCUUCAAGGCCUACGUGGAGAUUUUUGUAUGACCCUCAAUCUUCCUUUGCGCCCUGCUGUCAAUCUCAAUGUCGUGGUCAGUUUUCCGCCCCUUGUCGUGGGCACCCGUAACAAGGCUUCCUCCUGCUUGGUAGUCUUCGAGUGCUCUGCAAUCUUCAUUGGCAGGAUUCGAGGCCAAUUCUAGUUGCAAUGCUCCUGCGGCCUCAGCUCGAAGAAAUUCCUCGAGGCUGCUCAUGAGUUCGUCUUCAAGUUCGGCACCACGACCAUCAUCAUCUUUGUAGCCGUAUCGCACAGCACACCGGUACAUACGAUAGGCUGGGGGACCCACUCGGCGGAGCAGGAUGCGUUCUUCCGCAGGAACUGUAGGCAUGGGCAGAUUCUUGAUGCAGACCAAAAUCAGGGUGGAGUGCAUGGCGGGGAGGUUGCUAAUCAAGUGCCCAAAUAUGCCAGAUGAGGCUGAUCCCCGGAACACGAGCAAUGCCCAGGUUUGAGCCGAGCCCCAGCAACCAGUUCAUUGAUAGCUUGUUGUUGACUUCAUAUUUGAAUGCCUCCUUCCGGGUGUAGUACCAAGUGUACAUGAUUGAAAUGAGCCCUGUCACAAACGCAAUUGGAAUCCAACCAUAUUGCGGGAUCUUGUACAUCACAGAAGAGAAAUAUACCAACUCUAUGGCGCCGAAGAAAUCAAAGAAAGCGAGAGUAAGCCACAAGUUCUUUUGCCAGAUCAUGAGCAUGAUGAACGACACGAAGAACGUUGUCAUGAAAAUAACGGCCACCACAGUUACACCAUACGCAUUGCCGAUCUUGGCUGUGUCUUGAAGCGCCGCAGUAACAAUUAUGCACAUUACCAUGAGGGCCCAGUUUAUUUCAGGGAUGUAGAUUUGGCCUUCAUACUUGGGAGAUGUGUGGACAAUCUUGCAUCGUGGGAAACAUCCCAAAGCCAUUGAUUGGACAACAAUGGAAAAGACUCCCAAAAUCAUGGCUUGGCUAGCAAUAACGGCAGCUGCAGUCGCCACUACGAACAUGGGCCAGUACACGGGCUCUGGAUAUGAACAAAGAUACCAUGUUAUCUAAGUUCAAACAUCGCUUCAACGUCGUUGAAUUAAAUCCCUACUGAAACUGAUUGCGCAAAUCAAUUAGGGAAAACGAGACAAGGGGAGUUGGUGGGCAGUACUCACUUGGAAUUGAGGAAUAGAACGUGGUGCUAACCAUAUCCUGAUGCUUCAUGAGCCAUGCAGCUUGGCCUAUGUAAGCUAGAAUCAAGCAAGGGUAUGCCACAAUGGUGCAAGAGAUCUGCAAAAGUAGUCAAUGUAAGCGAAGGUUGUCCAUGUGGGUGCAACGCUAAACCUACUUGACACGAAGAAACAUGCGCUUGCUUCACGAAUUUGAAUUUUCAGUGUUCGAUUGAAAACUACAUCCCUCAGCAAGAGCAUCUCACCUUAAUCAUUUCAGACAUUUUACUAAGAAAAAGUUAAUGUAUAGCGGUUAAGACCGAGAGUUAGUAUCGAAUUUAAAUUCUACCUGAAUUGAUGCUACGGAGAAGUGAGCAAGAUCGGCGAACAUGGCUUCCGACCCUGCAUUUUCAGACAAAGCUUAUUGGGAAAGUGCCCACAAUGAUUGGCUUACAAUCGGCAAGCUGCAGACGCGGUGUCCAUCAGCAUGUCCAAGGCGAACCACAAGCAAAUGCAAGGCGCAAAGCUGUUGCCCACUUUAUGCGUACCGAACCUCUGAAUGGCGAACAGCACCACCAAGCUUGCGACGGACACCUCGACCACCACAUCUGCACACGAAAUACUCAGACAGUGACGAAGCUUGUGGCAUCUUAUUUAAUAAUCUUCAACAGAUUUCUUAUGCUGGGAUGAGGUAGAGCAUUGAUUGAGAGAUAGCAGAGCUUGGAGCUGCUGUACUAACCGUUUGAUAUUGUUGGUGUGUUGACCUUGAGUCCUGACACGGCUGAGAGCACUGAAGGCAACCAACACACAUGGGAGUGAAGACAUUAAUUUUGUGAUAAUUUUUGGUAAGAUUGACUUAACUUAGCCCCCAAGACUGCGAUGGAUGUGUACCUGAGAUGGAAGGGGUCAGGACGCCAUCGCCGAUGACACAGCACGUCCCGACCAGUGCCACAGUCAGCAAGAGAUUCUUCCAGAACCUGCUCCUCUCGAGAUACUCCUUGAUCUUUGCUGCACGUUUCGCAUUUUGCGUUGGGAGGUCCAGCUGGUAAGUGGAAAGAACUCGAUCCUCUGGAGCUUGAUUGGUGGCCAAGUUGAUCUUCGCGUAGCGGCAUAUCAGUGAGUAGAGAGCAAACGUCCCACCUGCAGUUACCCGUGCCAUCGAGUUGUUCAGUGUGCGGAUUCGUUAAAUACUUGCAGAAUGUCACUUCAAAUGAGCUCUUCAAGCAGACGAGACAGCUCAACCUAUUUGACUGUCUUCCUUUCAAAUUGCCCGUCUUUCUGAAUUUAACUGAAUAUCAAUAUCGCAGACCCUUAAAGUGCGCGAUUGGUAGAGCACUUAGGGGAAAUGAGUUAAGGAUAAGUUUAUUUUAUUUAUUUAUUUAUUUAUUUUUUUUGGAGAAUGCAAAACCCACAGGUGGAGACUAACCAUUGCCGUUGUCGUUGGCCUGAAGGACAAUGAAACAAUACUUGAUGAGGGGAAUGAGCGUAAAAGUGUAGAUGAUGAGGCUAAGCACACCCAGAAUGUCGUCGUUCAACGCAGGGAUGAAAUUGCCUGCGUCGUCCGUCUUAUUCAAGACGUGUGUGCUUGCGUACACGUACAGUGGCGAUGUCCCGAUGUCACCGUAGAUUACUCCAAUGCUCUGGAAGGCGAGAUGCGCAGUGGUUAUCCUCGAAAUUUUCUGAAAGGAUCAGCAACGGAAAAGCACACGCCCACCAUGAGUACUCACAGCUCGAAUUUCGAAUCCCACCCCCGGCACUGCGGCAGCGCUUUUGCGGACUUGUGGGUGGCCGAGGUGGGCCUGCGUCACGACCUCAAAUGGUUGUGCUUCAAUGCAACGCACACGGCAGCGUCAACAUGAAUCAGCCUCAAGAUAGAUAGAUAUAGAUUAAUAGAUAUAUCAGAUUCUGUUGAAUGUCCCAUAUUAUAUGUACAGAAAGCUGUAACUUAUCCAGCUCUUAAAUAAGACACUGGAAUUGCCCAUCCCUUUCA